CUGUGCAAUAACAGAAGGGGCUAAAUUGCCAAGUAGUUGUUACACUAUCCGCCAGUUGAUGGCAGUAAUCUGCCGUGGAGGAAAAGGAGAAAGACAAAGAAGAAGAAAAAGGAAGAUGUCGAAGACCUGUAUUAACAUGCGUCGGUGUCACUCACUACUAAAGAUCUGUGUGUCCGUUUACGGCCAGCGUUUCCUACAUGGGGCUCGUAGCAGUUUGUACGAUCAUGUCCUUAAAGGCUACAGCUUCAAGCCUGAAAUUGACAUGAGAGCAGUGUGUGAAGAGACUGACAAAGUCAUAGCUAAUGUGGAGAACAGGAAGGGCGACCUGCGAGCCGACGAUGUCAGAGAAAUUGUAUGUGUAUGGCAGCAGCUUCAGAGAGUGAGGACAGAAAUCUCUCAGUUUGAGUCCCAAAAGAGACAAAUUAGUGACACGGUCAAAACACUUGUGAAGAGCAAUGACAAGAAUGAACUGGCUAAUCUCCAGGAAUACGGCCAGGCUCUGCAGGAGGGUCGAAAGAUUCGGAUGAGAUUAGGUCAGCUGUACGCCAAAGAGACCGAGCUGGACCGUGAGCACUACAAUAGAGCACUGAGACUUCCCAACACAACGCACCCUGAUGUGCCAGUUGGAGAUGAAAGUAAGGCUAGGUUGGUGGAGUUGGUGGGACACAAACCAGAGUUUGACUUCAAGCCCAAGAACCAUGUAGAGCUAGGAGAGGAGCUGGGUCUGAUAAGACAGCGAAAUUUGUCUCACAUCUCAGGCCACAGGACAUACUAUCUGAGGGGAGCAGGGGCCAGGCUUCAAACUGCUCUCCAAAACUUUGCAUUGGACAGACUGUGCCAACGGGGCUUCAUUCCCAUGGUAGUUCCGGACAUGCUCAAGGGGGCAGUGUUUGAAGGCUGCGGAAUGGAGCCAAACGCUCACCAGUCACAGGUCUACUCUUUGAACCCCACUCAGUUCCCAGACCUCAGUCUGGCUGGGACUGGUGAGGUUGGAGUAGCAGGCUUUUUCAUGGAUCAUGCAGUGACCUUGAAGGAUUUGCCAGUCAGGACAGUGUGCAGCAGCACCUGCUACAGAGCAGAGACCGACACGGGCAGAGAGACAUGGGGCCUAUACAGAGUUCAUCACUUUAACAAGGUUGAAAUGUUUGGCGUGACAGCAAAUGAAACAGGAGAAGAGAGUUUUCAGCUGCUGGAGGAGUUUGUGUCUUUUCAGAAAGAGUUGUUCUCUGACCUGGAAUUGCAUUACAGGGUGCUGGAUAUGCCCACUCAAGAACUGGGUCCUCCUGCUCACAGGAAGUAUGACAUUGAAGCCUGGAUGCCAGGGAGAAACAGUUAUGGAGAGAUUACCAGCGGCUCCAAUUGUACAGACUACCAGAGCAGACGGCUCAACAUCCUUUAUGAGCGAGAGGAUGGCAGCCUGCAUUACGCCCACACUGUGAAUGCUACAGCGUGUGCUGUUCCCCGCACCAUUAUUGCCCUCUUGGAGACUCAUCAAACCAAAGAAGGGACAGUGCGUGUUCCUAGAGCUCUGCAACCUUAUUUGGGACUAGAAAUGAUUGAGAAACCAACUUACAGUGCACUGAAGUAUAUUGGACCAAACCAACAGAACCCCCCACCCAGACCUGCUCCGACCACCAGAUAACACUCAGCAGAUAAUCUCUGAAUACAAUUCCCUUCUAUUGUGUAUUUAUUAAAUUUUGA
Cynoglossus semilaevis (tongue sole) is the source of this 1701-nucleotide messenger RNA. RefSeq names its product seryl-tRNA synthetase 2, mitochondrial (gene sars2). NCBI's taxonomy places the organism in Eukaryota, Metazoa, Chordata, Actinopteri, Pleuronectiformes, Cynoglossidae. Gene Ontology annotation, molecular function: ATP binding; serine-tRNA ligase activity. The transcript is spliced from 16 exons. Gene Ontology annotation, biological process: seryl-tRNA aminoacylation. Bases 59 to 1642 code for a protein of 527 amino acids. The record is from RefSeq and is a predicted model, not a curated record.